AUGGCAGCAACGGCGAUUGGUAUGAUGUUGCAAAGCAAUGGAUUUCAGUCAAAGAAGAAAGAAGAUGCAGAGAAUAAAGAAAAUUUGUGGUCCUCUAUCUUGGCUGAAGUACAAAAUAGUGGCAACAACAAAUUACCAUCAAACAAGAACAUUCUUGUGCUAGGUGAUAAUGAAAGUGGAAAGACAACACUUAUCGCUAAAUUGCAAGGUGUAGAGGAUCCUAAAAAGGGUUCUGGUUUAGAGUUUGCAUACAUCGAUGUGAGAGAUGACUAUAGAGACGACCAAACAAGGUUAUCUGUGUGGAUAUUGGAUGGUGAUCCUGGGCAUGCAAAUCUUUUCAGAUUUGCAUUAAAUGGAGAGAGAUUUCCACAUACACUUGUUAUGUUAGUAGCUGCAAUGACAACACCAUGGGAUGUUCUCGAUCAACUUCAAUCGUGGGCUGCACUUCUAGGAGAUCAUAUUGAUAAAUUACCUUUAGACAAUGAUACUAGACAACGGUGCAGGCAACUUAAUGUGAAAAAAUGGCAAGAUUAUACAGAACCUGGAGAUGAAUUAGAUCCUGGUAGUCCUCUAAGACGUACUAGUCGUAAUCUUGAUGAUGAAACAAUUGAUAAUUUACCAUUACCAGAAGGAGUACUUACAACAAAUUUAGGUCUAGAUGUUGUUGUUGUUAUUACCAAAACUGAUUAUAUGUCUACUCUUGAAAAAGAACACGACUACAAAGAUGAACAUUUCGAUUUUAUGCAACAGUGGAUAAGGCGAUUUUGUUUGCAAUAUGGUGCAGGAUUAUUUUAUACAUCAGCAAAAGAAGACAAAAACUGUGAUUUACUGUAUAAGUAUCUUACACAUAGAAUUUAUUCACUACCAUUCAGAACACCUGCCUUGGUUGUUGAAAAAGAUGCAGUUCUCAUCCCAGCUGGUUGGGAUAAUAUGAAAAAGAUUAGUAUUCUUCAUGAAAAUUUGCAAUCAAUGAAACCAGAUGAUUAUUAUAGAGAUGUUAUUGCGCAACCACCAACUAAUAGAAGAUGUGUAACUAGAGAAGUAGAAGUGCAAGCAGAAGAAGAACAAGCUUUCUUAGCAAAACAACAAGCUGAAUUGUCGGGUCUAAAAGAUCCAACCCGAUCUCCAACACUCAGAAAUCAGGCAAGCACUGGACCGGUUAUUCAGGUGGCUUCACCAAAUAAGAAAUUAGAUGCCAAAGCUACUGGGACCACACAAUCCGGAGAAGGAGUUUUAGCUAACUUUUUCAAUUCACUUCUCCACAAGAAGACUGGAUCGCCUGGUUCGCCAGGUAGUGUGGGCACGAGUCCAGUAAAAAUGGACUCUCCUCCAGUAGAUAAAGCGGCCGUAUGUAACGAUGCAGCUGUGGAAUUAGACCGUCUUGCUAGAACAAAGAAAAUUUCUCCUCCCAAUUUAAAUUCAUCUUCUGAAUGUUAAAGGAAACGCACUUUCUUUGCGACCUAUAUAUUAAAUUUUAAAUUUCAUGUAUUUCUCCGAGUAUUCCAGUCGUAUCUCAGAUACAAUUAACCAGGCUUGUGUUUUACAGAGUUGAAUUGAUGGUUACACAUUCAUCAAAUGUGUUUGGUGCACGCAUUAAUUCGCAGUAGCUUUUUAAUUUAACAUUUUG
Molecule: messenger RNA, 1627 nt
Organism: Dufourea novaeangliae
Lineage: Eukaryota; Metazoa; Arthropoda; Insecta; Hymenoptera; Halictidae
Gene: Dlic
Product: cytoplasmic dynein 1 light intermediate chain 2
Exons: 10
Coding region: 1-1437 (478 amino acids)
Biological process (GO): microtubule cytoskeleton organization; microtubule-based movement
Cellular component (GO): centrosome; cytoplasmic dynein complex
Molecular function (GO): dynein heavy chain binding
Source: RefSeq, a predicted model, not a curated record